GUAGAUCAGAAUAGUGGAAAGAAAAAAAGGAGCUGAACUUCGGAAUUCGAAUGAGCGAAGAAGUUGAAAAGAAAUGUUAUAAAAAAUACAUGAAAGACCUGUAAGAAUCAUAUUGUCAUGUCACAGUGAGCAGUAACGUUUUGGAAAGCUGCUAAUCCUUCGAGCAGAGUUCCUUUCCAUCUGAGCUGGUAUCAAGAUGGAUCAAAAUCCAACCAUUGUGACAUCACAAAGAAAACUAUAAGAAACAUACCUCUCAAAUGCUUCAGUACUGCCUCCCACCUUGCAUCAAGUUACAUCUGUGUUUUAUCUGGCAUAGCCAAAGCGAAACGAGGAGGACAUUAUGCCCUACAAGUCAUAUAAUCGCCCAUUGACUGGGAUACCUCCUGGCUAUAGGAGGUAUGCUGAGCCACACACCAAGUCUCUGUGUUGUUUUUGAUUAUGGUGUGUGUGGUUGCCCUAAUAUCUUUGCGGCUAUUCUCCUGUAUGGAAUGCUAGCCACUAUCUUUAUGGUCGCCUUUAUCUGCUUUACUGCUUCACCGGGACACCAAUACGAGCGAGAUAAGGACCCUUUCAACUCCAAGACCUACUACCGGAGGAAGACAAAGGAAGACAUUGGAUUGUAUGAACCCAAGCAGAAGGAGGAACAUCUUGAGGAACUAAAGCGAAGAUUGGCUGAUCUUAGAGAUGACUACAGAGAUAUCAAAGAUCUCAAGAAGAAAUAUUAUUCUCGCUGCAAGACCUGCUCUCUUGUGACCAGCUCUGGACGUCUGCUCUUCCACCAGGCGGGGGAAGAGAUCGACUCUGCAGAAUGCGUCAUUCGGAUGAACAACGCCCCCGUUAUUGGGUAUGAAGAAUACGUGGGCAAGAGGACCACCACCAGGAUUGUGUGCUUCCGAUCAGUUGCCAAUUUGAGGAAGAGCAUGCUAGCUGGGAAAGGGCAUACGGAUGAGGUUGUUGUAUGGGGAGCUGAGAACCCGAGCCAUGGUAGAUGGGCCAUGUCUAAACUCAAGAUGCUUAUGAGACAGUACUUACAAACAAAAUGGUUCUCACUCAAGGAUGUAGGUGAAGAGAAAGUCAAUGUGAUCUUUGAAUCAGAAACAGGAAUAUCAAGGGCGAAGUCACAUACAUGGCUGUCUACAGGUCUCUUUACAAUGCUCUUCGCCUUACAAGCAUGUGAUAAUGUUACAGUCUAUGGAAUGGUGGAUGAAAACUAUUGCAAGGCUAAUGCAGACACAGAGGCACCAUACCACUAUUGGGAAAACCUUCCUUGGAAUGAAUGUGAGUUUCUCAACAUGCAUGAAAAAGAGAAGAAACAAGGCCAUCGUUAUCUGACAGAGAAAGCCCUCUAUCGUCGCUUUGCCUCCAUGUUCAACCUGAAGUUCAGAUAUCCAGAAUGGAACCUGACCAACGGAUCUCAAGUCGACAUCAAUAGUCCCUUCAGAGAGAAAUACAUGAAGGAACAUCCCCAGAGGUGACACCUUUGAGAUCAGGUGCUGUGUUUAGAAAGGAUGCUAUGAGUGGGUGAUCAGUUCAAACUAUGGUGUCAAUAUGGUGUAGGUGCCUGUAUUGCUUGUUACUGGUGCCAGUCUCAGCUACUUUAAAACCAACACUUUUAGCAACAUGAACUUUUGACAAAUUGUAGUAUGAAAAUGUUCCCUUUACCCAUCCACCCAUGCGCCCUCACACAAACCCCCAAAUGUAAGAGUUGAAAGACCUUCCUUGUGUUGUCAUUGUGAACACACUGUGUGCACUCUAUAUGACACAACAUGGAAUUUGGGAGUCACUGGUAGAAUCACAUUGUAACCACACCAGAGAAUUUGGAACACUCAUAUUCUUGUCAAUGUGAAUGCACUGUCUACACACUAUGUAACACUGUGGCACUCCAUAGCUACAGAUAGAAUUACAUUGUAACCACAUGAGAAAAUUUGGAACACUUUCAUAUUCUUGUCAAUGUGAAUGCACUGUUUCCACAGUAUGUAACACUGUGGCACUCCAUAGCCACAGAUAGAAUUACAUUGUAACCACAUGAGAGAAUGUGGAACACUCAUAUUCUUGUCAAUGUGAAUACACUGUGUCCACACUAUGUAACACUGAGGCACUCCAUAGCCACAGAUAGAAUCACACUAACCACAUAAGAGAAUUUGGAACACUUAUAUUCUUGUCAAUGCGAAUGCACUGUCUACACACUAUGUAACACUGUGGCACUCAGGAGCCACAUAUAGAACCACAUAAGAGACUGUGUAACACUCAUAUUCUUGUCAAUGUGAAUGCACAUUGCUACACACUAUGUAACACUGUGGCACUCCAUAGCCACAGAUAGAAUCACACUGUAACCACAUAAGAUAAUGUGGAACACUCAUGUACUUGUCAAUGUGAAUGCACUGUUUCCACACUAUGUAACACUGAGACGCUCAGGAGCCACAUAUAGAAUCACAUUGUGAUCACAUACAAGAAUUUGGAACACUAGCUUUCAUAUUAUUGUCAAUGUGGACACACUGUUAUUAAAAGAUUUAGAACGCAUGAUGGUGUGUUCUUUCCUUAGGGGUUGAUAUUUAGGGCUUACAUAGGAUGUUAUGCUCUGGGUUGGAUGUGGAUUUAAUACCACACUUUCAUAAACUCUUAGAUUAUCUAGUUCUGGUACUUAUUCAACUCGCACAGUCUUCUCCACCAUCUGUGGGUGAUAUGCUGUUUUAUGAUAGUUCAUUCAAAUUCAAGAUGGGACUAAAUAUGGUUCUUGGGGCUAAUGAUGAACCUUAAAUGUAUUAAACUAGAAGUUACUAGUUUUAUUCAAGCAGAUCACUCACUCUCUAUAUAAAGCAUCUAUAAGUGUGUUCUUCUUUAGAGAUAAGUGCCUAUCACCAAGAAUAGAGUUUAAACAAUAUUUUAAAAUUGAAUAAAUAUAUUGAUUAUAUUUUAAUGAAAUAGAUAAAGCUAAAUUCCACUUGAUAGUCUAUUUACACGUGGAUGUAUUUUGAUGUAUUUCAUGAAGGCUUUAUUUGCACUAUGCCUUGAGUGUGUUUAUUUGAGAUGAGAUAUGUGAAGAGAGAUAAAUGAUGAUGAGAUCUAUGAAAUAUGAACACAUGGGAAUCAUGCCCUUUAAGUCCAACCAACAGUUCCAUGUAGAACAGUUCUAGUAUGAAAUCAUUGGACUAUAAUUAUGUUGAUUUCUUUUUUUGAAUAUUUUUUGUUAAUUAUUAGACAUUAGACACCUGGCUAGUACUAGACAAUUAGUUCUGAAUUUGAUGUAUUUAUGAUAAUUAAGUGUAUAUCUAUCUAGCUAUCUACAUAUCUGUCUAUCUUUCUAUCUAUCUAUAUUAGUAUAUGCAGGCAUGUGGGUGUAGUCCCAUACACCCAUGAUUCCAUUUGUUAUCAUGAUCUGAGCUGUACUCUUACUAAAGUCUCUCAUUCGCAUUCUCCAUAACACAGAUAGUGUUGCCUUUCCUUCAUUCUAUUUUUAUCAUAGUAAGUUGAUGAUUUUAAGUAUUAUUUCCUUAUCUAUUCAUGUGAACAAAUGAUUACUACCGGUAGUUGCUUUUCAUAUACUGCUUUUUACUUUGGUUGUAUUUAUACUGUAGAGCAGGCCAUGCGUUUGACUACAGAUGUUUGAAGAUGUAAUUGUGUUGAUGUGAAUGCUACAUACAUUAUUUUCAGUUGAAUCUUUUUAAUCAGUGACCAAUAUUUUACAACUAGAUUAUGUGCCAUUUUUAAUUCCAUGUUGAUUUUCUUGCCUGAAUCAUGCCAAAUAUGAACCAAAUAAUGAUCUGAAGUAAGAGGAGUAUUGAUAUGUGCAAUGUAUUUUUAAGAAGCCUUUUAGUGAUUUGUUAUAUAAACCUAGAAUUAUCAAAGUGAUUUGUUUUUAAUUUGUAACAAGUGUAAAAAAUAGAAUUGUACAAAAUUACUUUUACGCAAUUCAUGUUUUUAAUUAUUUAUUUUGAAUGGGUAUGGAGCAUUUUAAAGCGGUUUUGUUGGUCUUAAAAUAUAAACUCCAAACUGUUUAAAAAUUGAUGUACAACAUAUGGUUGUACAUCACUAAUUUGUGUGUUAUAAUAUAGAGCACACUUAGCAGCAGAGCACUUAAAACACCCCUGCAGUAAACUGUCAUAGUUUAGUAAGGUAUGUAUAAACAUACCUUAACAAAGAGAGGUAUAUACCAAUUACUUUUGAUUUGAUUUGCUUUGCUUCAUGCUGAUUAAAAUAAUUCUGUGCAACAUAUUUGUACAUUUGAAAUUGUAUCCAUUGUCUCCAAACUUUCUCUUAUAAAAUAUUUAUAAAGGUUUAGAAUUACUGUAAUUUACGUCUUAUUCAUGUAGAAUGGUCUCGCCUGUUUUAAUCCAAAAUUUCAUUCAAUUAUUCUCCAAAGUGAGUGAGCUUGCCGAUAUAGUAUCUUCCAUUAUUGUUCUGGUGUAAAGGUGUUAGUAGAAAUUAGACGAGAGUCAUUGAAUGGAAAGAGUAUCAUUUAUGUAUUUGAGUUGAAAUAAGAAUGACUAUUAGUUGAAAGAGUUUAUCAUUAAAUUUCCUUCAAUGUCUAUAUAUGACAGGGAAUGUUGUACUUUGAUGGUGCAUGAAUGUUUGUUAAUUGGUGCCAUUUCGUCAACUAUAUUUUUGUUUAAUUAUAUAAUGUAUAUUGUUUUUUGUGCAGCCAUUAAAUUAAAGAAAAAAAAUUCCAACAUGCACUUAUGUAAAUAUGCAAUUGAUUCUAUUUAUAUUGCACAAUCAGCAGAUGAAAUGUUUUCAUGUAUCUGUAUAUUUUUGUAUAGAUCACAACAUAAAUAUAGCUAUGGAGAUAUUUUUGAGACACCAUGUGUAUGAAAAUCAUUCCAUUUUUUAGUCUUUUAUCCACUCAUUGUAGGUGUGUGUUGUAUUGUCUUUUUACAUAGAGAUUUUUAAGUGUAAAGCAAUGUUAAAGUGCCAUCGUUUCUUGAAUAGAGAAAUAUCAAAUGGUUUUAAAGAUAUAAUAGUGCAUUUAUAUAAUCCCAUGAUCCAAAUAUUAAACCCCCCCCCCCCCCAAAAAAAAAAGUAUGUCUUCAAAUGAAUUUUUGGUGAUUAAGGUAUUUGUCAAUUUCAGUUUCAUAAAAAGCCAGUUGUUAAGUUUAGAUUACCGGUAUCCAUUUUACUUAAAAUGUAUUCAAUGAUUUGCCAAUAUGUGUUUACAUCUCUCAAUCACUUGUGAAUAUUUUUCUAGAAUGCUUGUGUGUUAUGUAAUGAUUUUAAAGCAUAGAGAAUUUAUUAUUAUGCGCUAUAUAAAAAUGACUUUAUUAUUAUUAUUAUUAUUAUUAUUUUAGGCUUAUAUAAUUGAGCCCUUCAUUUUAAAUUUCCCAAUUACUUGGUACGUAUGGAGUGCUGUCAAACUACAUGUACUUGUGUCUCUUUUACUUUCCUUUAUGGAUACAAGUUUCAUUCAAAUGUCUUUUUAAUAGAUAAAACAUGAUAUGCCGCUUUUGCUGUUUUUAGCACCAUUCUGCAAUGUUUGUCAAAAAUGCAGAAACUGGAACUAUAUAGAACAUUCCAAAUAUGGUAAAAGAAAAUAUAAUUCCCUUUCAAUAAUAUGUAAACUUACAACAUGGUCCAAUUUGAGCAAGAACUAGAUGAUGUGGAUCAUGAAUUUGUUGAAUUCAGUUGGUAACUUUAUGUUUAAACAAAGGAGAGAACAUGAAAGAAGUAUAUCUGUAAAGCAUAUAAUUAAUCAUUUCUUUUACUGGUAUCAUAUUCUAUGGAAAAUUAUGUAUUCAAGAUGAUAUAUUGGUAUCAGAUUUCCCCUCGUACAGUAUAGAAAGAUCUAUAUCCAGUACCCAAAAUGAAUAUUAUAUUGUCACCAAAUAUUUAUUAGGGAAAAGUUCAUUAUUCAACUGCUAUCAGUUUUGUCUGUUAGUAACUAGAAGGGAGGGAAUUCAUCAUUAAAAUAGAGUUAAUUACUCCUUUCUGGCUGUGCACUGUCAGAUGAUAUGAAAUCUUAUUGAAAUGUACAAUGGAUGCACAUGCAGAAGAUAAAAAUGUGAUUUUGCACAAUGA
Strongylocentrotus purpuratus (purple sea urchin) is the source of this 6009-nucleotide messenger RNA. Its product is annotated as alpha-N-acetyl-neuraminyl-2,3-beta-galactosyl-1,3-N-acetyl-galactosaminide alpha-2,6-sialyltransferase. Gene Ontology annotation, biological process: ganglioside biosynthetic process. Bases 399 to 1475 code for a protein of 358 amino acids. The transcript has 10 exons. Gene Ontology annotation, molecular function: alpha-N-acetylgalactosaminide alpha-2,6-sialyltransferase activity. Lineage: Eukaryota; Metazoa; Echinodermata; Echinoidea; Camarodonta; Strongylocentrotidae. The record is from RefSeq and is a predicted model, not a curated record.